This is a messenger RNA of Leptopilina heterotoma, 2375 nucleotides long. RefSeq names its product leucine-rich repeat protein soc-2 homolog. The coding region runs from base 404 to 2230 and encodes 608 amino acids. NCBI's taxonomy places the organism in Eukaryota, Metazoa, Arthropoda, Insecta, Hymenoptera, Figitidae. The transcript has 3 exons. The record is from RefSeq and is a predicted model, not a curated record. Gene Ontology annotation, molecular function: protein phosphatase 1 binding.
UCAAACAUCGAUAGAACAUAACCUCAAAUUUGAAUCUGACAGCUGGACCGCUGAACAGAUCUGUCAUUUUUUACGAUCUCCCUUUGUUGAAAAGUUAUUAUAAAACUAGUGUUUUGUAUUAGUAAUUAAAAAAAAAACGAUUCGUAGAAAAUGAAAGGAAUAAAUAUGAAUAAAUAUUUAAAGAAGGAAAAUCUCUCUAUGACUGUUUCUCGGUAACUUUCUCAAGUUACAAUUUUCGUUAAAUUUCAUUAAAAUUUCAAGUAAUUUGGAAUUUUUUCUAUUAUAAGUUGAGAACGUCUCUACUCUCUACGAGGGCUGAAUUGUUUAAAAAUAUACGUCAUGUCGUAGAGAAUAAAGGAAAAGCGACUGUUUGUAGUGCAUUAAUUUGUGUUUUAUGUAGAUUAUGAAAAAGUUGAGUAAACAUCGAACGGGUGUGGGUAAUAUUUCGCAAGUGUGCUUUACAGACGUCAAGAGGGAUAAAGGGGACCCUCGUGAGAGUCUGACAAAUUUUUACAUGAAGGAACAAGAUAUCCCCGAGUAUUUGGAGGGCUGCGGGCUCAGCACUUGUUCGGCCGGCGACAUGCCCGAGGCAGUCGAUGUAUUCCGCGAACAACAGCCCAAGGAGAAGAAACUCUCCUCUGCAUCAUUGUCCACCUCCGACACGAAGAAAACCGUCACCGUCAAACAUCCCGAAUCCAAUAAACCCAAACCAACUGCCAAAAAAAGCAAGCCCAUCCAGGCGGACUUGGAUGUAUCCAAGGAAUUCGUGAGGUGUCGGGACGAAUGUGUGACAAGGCUCGAUCUAAGUAAAUCCAGCAUUUCACAGCUUCCGAUUACAGUUCGCGAUUUAACGCAUUUGGUUGAGUUUUAUCUUUAUGGAAAUAAAUUGGUGACACUACCUUCUGAAAUUGGAUGCCUCGGUAAUCUAAAGAUACUCGCACUCAACGAAAACUCACUCACGAGUCUUCCAAGUAGUCUCGAGAAUUUAAAAUCCCUCAAGGUCCUCGAUCUCAGGCAUAAUAAACUAAGUGAAAUUCCCGAUGUUGUUUAUAAAUUAACAUCACUCACGACAUUAUUUUUGCGAUUUAAUCGCGUUCGUUAUGUUAGUGAUCGAAUACGAAAUUUAACAAAUCUAACAAUGCUCAGUUUGAGGGAAAAUAAAAUCAAGGAAUUACCUGCCGGCAUUGGAAAACUCGUCAAUUUAAUAACCUUCGAUGUGUCGCACAAUCAUCUUGAGCAUUUACCAAAAGAAAUUGGCAAUUGCGUACAAUUAUCAACCAUCGAUUUACAACACAAUGAACUUCUUGAUAUUCCAGAAACGAUUGGAAAUCUCACGUCUGUCACGAGAAUUGGAUUAAGGUACAAUCGUCUCACGAGGAUUCCAAAAUCGUUGGCAAAUUGUAAAUCAAUGGACGAAUUCAGUGUCGAGGGAAAUCAAGUCUCACAACUUCCAGAUGGUUUACUUUCAAGUUUAUCCGAUUUAAAAACAAUUACAUUAUCUCGAAAUGCCUUUACAUCGUAUCCAUCAGGUGGGCCGUCACAAUUUACAAAUGUCUAUUCAAUAAAUCUCGAGCACAAUCAAAUUGACAAGAUACCAUAUGGAAUAUUUUCGCGUGCAAAAAAUCUCACAAAAUUAAAUAUGAAGGAAAAUCAAUUGACAGCAUUGCCAUUAGAUAUUGGAACGUGGGUAAAUAUGGUGGAAUUAAAUCUCGGUACAAAUCAAUUGACAAAAAUUCCCGACGACAUUCAACAUUUACAAAAUUUGGAAAUUCUCAUAUUAUCAAAUAAUUUAUUGAAACGAAUACCGGCGAGUAUUGCGAAUUUAAAUAAAUUACGUGUCCUUGAUCUUGAGGAGAAUAAAAUUGAGACAUUGCCAAAUGAAAUUGGUUUUUUAAGGGAAUUACAAAAAUUGAUAUUACAAUCAAAUCAGGUGACAUCGUUGCCAAGGGCAAUUGGCCAUCUUACAAAUUUAACGCAUCUCAGUGUUGGUGAGAAUAAUUUAAAUUAUUUACCAGAGGAAAUUGGAACACUUGAAAAUCUUGAAUCACUUUAUGUCAAUGAUAAUGCGAAUUUACAUAAUUUACCAUUUGAGCUGGCACUUUGUACAAAUCUCAGUAUUAUGUCAAUUGAAAAUUGUCCACUCUCGCAAAUACCAGCGGACAUUGUCGCCAAUGGACCAUCGCUUGUCAUUCAAUUUUUGAAGAUGCAAGGUCCUUAUCGAUCCAUGUAACAGGAUCCUGAUCAAGUAAGCUAAUUUUUUUUCUUUUUUUUUUCUAUUUUAAUUUUCUUUUUUCAAUUUUCUGAUUUAUUUAAAAGAGAUUCGCAGGGUGGCCACAUGUCAGUAAAGUCAGGAAAAUAAAAUUUUUGUCAGUAAA